AUGUUGCUUUCUUUUGCACGUAGUGGAGCCGCCAUUUGUGAUUGUAGGAGUUUCGUUAAACUUGAAGAAAAUGAAGCCAUUAGACCUAAGAACAGCGAAUUUAAUGCAAUUAUAGGAAACAAAUACAGUUUAACAGAAUUUGUACUUAUGGAAAUGAACAUUCUUACAUUUUUUGAAUGGGACAUUUCAUAUCCAACAGCUGCUCAUUUUGCUGAAUAUUAUGCUAUCUAUGCACUUAGUCCUUCAGAUUCUCAUAAUGAUGGGCUGUUACCAAGUUUUGAAUAUGUGCAGCAGUAUGUGAAAAAAUAUAUUGAUUAUUUCUUGGAUGUAAUUAUUUUAGAUUAUGCUUUUCAUAAAUUCAAUCCGUCCCUUGUUGCUGCAUCGUGCAUUGCCUGUACAAGAAAAUGCUUACUGUUGACACCUGCGUGGCCUUUGCUUUUACAGACUGUUACUAAUUAUAAGUAUACAGAGCUGAAGAGUUGCAUGGAUCUCUUGUUGAGGGCUCUUGAUGCUGAUGUGUUUUCAAAUAAACAAAAAGAAAGUAAAUGAGCAAAUCAUCAGUGAAUCAUUUUGUGUAAGAGUAAUUUAAUGUUUAAGUAAUCUUAGAUUUUUAAUUAGUUGAAUAUUUUCAACUAAUUAAAAAUAUUAGAUUACUUUUGAAAGUGCCUAAGAAAAUGAUCUUGAAAUGUUGUAAAUAAUAAUAAUAAUUCUGUGAUAUUAUGUGUUAAAAUUUGUGAUGUGCAAAGAACUAAGCUAAUCAUCAUAAGUUGCUUCCUCUCCAAGGUACAGGAAUUUCAUUUUCACUAUUGUGCCAAAUCUGCACAUUUUAUUGUCAUGUGCUUGUCAUAUCCUUUAUUUUCCAAAUAUUAUAUACCUCAGUUUUAAAAGUUCCUAUAUUUAUGAUAAAAUAUUUAUGUCUGAUACUCUUUUUAUGCACAAGUCAAUGGUAUAUAAUAAAGAUUAAAUAUUUUAAAAUUUCUGUCCAGUACUUUGUACAUAAAACUGUGAACAUGUUUGAAAACUAUUUUAUAAAAUACGGUUGGCUAAUACUUUGCCUGACUAAUAUAAAUUUUUUGGUUUGUGCACAGAAGCCUAGUCUAUUUUGUAAACUAUGCUCAAGAUAUAUUUUGUUCCAAAAAAAUAUAUAUUUUUGCAUAAAGUGUACUUAAAAUACGCUUUUUUUGAUUAAGAUAGUUUGAAUUUGUUAUCAUUGAAUCUCAAGAAUUGUAACUUGAUCUAGUAUCUGCUUUUGAAGUAUUACAUUAAAGCAUUUAUUUUAUUAUAAAUUUUUUACUUUUGUGUAAGUAUGAAGUAUAUAAGUAGCAAGAUUUAUUUUUUAUAGUUUAUUAUUACUUUUUAUAUUUGAUUCCAGUUUCCUGAAGUUAAGCACAUUCCCUAAAUUAAAUUUAGGUGAUAUUUUUUAUAGACAAGUUUUUUUUAAACAUUUCAUUUAUAAUUAAAUUUUUUAAUGUUAUUUAUUUUAUUCUUUCCAUUUGUUAUUUAAAUCAAGGGGACCAAAUCUUUCUGUAUUAUAAUAAUCAGCUCUGAUUUAAAUUCAGUGUCUUUAAUUUUAAGUGCAUGUGAUAAAAGGCUGUUUUCAAGCCUUUUUUUUUUUUUUUUUUUAAAUUUAGCAUAACUCUAAAUAAUGAUCAGAUAAAUACUGAAUUGCAUUACUUUCCUCCAAUCGUGUAUGCAUGUUAGUUGUUGGCCACAGAAUUGCUUAAGGAUAUUUUUAAAACUUUCUUCAUUUAUUCAGCUUCCUAUAUGGGAAUCUGUAUGGCAUUAUGACUGUUUUGGCAUGAUAUUUUUAUGAAAUCAAUAUUAAAAAAACUGAGAAAAUACUUUUUUCAAAUGUUCAGAAUCAUAAAUGUUACAGUAUUUGUUGUGAUUAUAUGACUUUUCUAUGGUAAUUAGUAUUUUCAGCUGUUGAAAUAUUUUAACAAACGGCAAUCUAGGAAUUGAACUUUUCAUGUUCAUUAUUAAUGAUUCAGGUAUGUGCUUAGUCUAUAAAUUAAAUAGUCAUUGAUACUGAUAGUACAAAUACAUUUUAAUAUGAGAUGAUGGGGAUAAUUUUCUUCAUUGUUUGUUCUCAAGCUGAGCAUUUUUUGAAUUAUUCAUUUUGAAAUUUAAUUAGAAAUUAUCAGUCGUGUGAUGAGCAGAAAUGCAUUUUAUGAAUGGAAAUUAUUUUUGUUAUUUCUACUUACAAGACACAUUUAUGUGUUAUCUGCACUAAAGCAAACAUUCCAUUUAGUUGCACUACUGUGAUUGCUGUAUAUUUAAUGUUAAGUAGAUAUGGUUAUAUCAACAGAAUCAUAAAUCGUUCAUUGCUGUAGUAUAUUUAUAUGUUUGUUUACAUAUUAUGUAUAAGAAAAGAGUAUGUGAUAUUGGAAUUAAUCUUUUCCAUGCAUCUAAUGAGAUUUGUUGAAUAAAAUUUAUAUUCAAAAUGUG
Messenger RNA from Stegodyphus dumicola, 2448 nucleotides. It is a transcript of the gene CycJ, whose product is annotated as Cyclin J. Gene Ontology annotation, molecular function: cyclin-dependent protein serine/threonine kinase regulator activity. The record is from RefSeq and is a predicted model, not a curated record. Gene Ontology annotation, biological process: mitotic cell cycle phase transition. Lineage: Eukaryota; Metazoa; Arthropoda; Arachnida; Araneae; Eresidae.